Molecule: messenger RNA, 529 nt
Organism: Photinus pyralis (common eastern firefly)
Lineage: Eukaryota; Metazoa; Arthropoda; Insecta; Coleoptera; Lampyridae
Exons: 3
Coding region: 106-435 (109 amino acids)
Source: RefSeq, a predicted model, not a curated record
AUAACGUUACACCUUCGAAAACGACACUCUCCUUCUACUUUGUGGGUGGGGGUGGUGGCCUAAAUAUGCAUGUUAAAUGAGUAGGUACCAAGUUGUAUUUUCACCAUGUAUUUCAAAACACUAUUGGCUACUCUCUUUUUGGUUCAUGCUGUUGUGGCAGAACUGAACUGUUACAAAUGCGACAGCUCAAAGGGUGACACUAACUGCAAGGGUUGGUUGGGAGUUGGGGAUGAAGCAUGCGAAAUUCCACCUUCGACUGUAUCGUCAGUGUGCCUUGAAUAUGCGGAAAUUGUGAACGAUGUGACAAGAUAUGUAAGAGAGUGCUCCGUUAGGGAAGAUAAUGUGUCACCUUGCGUGAGAAUGAAAGAUAACGGCCGAAACCUUCUCACGUGUAGCGAUUGUAGGUAUGAUAAUUGUAACAAAUCUAUUUUUUAAAAAAAGGACUGUUGUCAAAUUGAUAGGAUUAAUUGAACUAUGUGCACAUUUAAGGAAAUGUAAUAAGUUUAAAUAAAAUUUUGUAUGAAAUGGC